This is a messenger RNA of Gongylonema pulchrum, 1286 nucleotides long. NCBI's taxonomy places the organism in Eukaryota, Metazoa, Nematoda, Chromadorea, Rhabditida, Gongylonematidae. The record is from the annotation of a GenBank genome assembly.
AUCCCACUGUUCCGGCGUGUUACUUUCCACCUGAUACGGGUUAUAAAGUUGCUAAAAAAUCCAUUUCGUUUUUAAAAUUGGUCAAAACAAGAACUGGAGCCUUGAAUCCAUAUGGUACGGACUUAUCACCGAUUAACGUACAAAUUUCAAAUUCCGACACAGUGCUCAAUGUGCGAAUUGGGACCGAAGGCAGAUACGAACCAACAAUACCGCUACCAAGAGCAUCCAUUCGCGCAAAACAACAGUAUUUUACGGUGGAAACGUCAUAUGAAUCCGAACUUUUCGUACUUCGGAUACAUCGUGCUAAGACAAGAAAACGUAUUUGGGAUACAUCCAUCGGUGGUUUGCUAUUUGCGGAUCAGUAUAUUCAAAUUGCAACAUUUCUGCCAACCGAUAAAAUUUAUGGAUUUGGUGAAAAUGUUCAUCUCAGCUUGAAGCAUGAAUUUUUCAACUAUACCACAUGGUCGAUGCUAGCAAGAGAUCAGCCACCUGAUCCCGCCAACAAGCAGCGAAAUUUAUAUGGUGUGCAUCCGUUUUACCUCGGCUUAGAAGGAGAUAAUAAGGCUCAUGGUGUACUCAUUUGGAACAGCAAUCCACAGGAAAUAACGACAGGGCCCGGACCGCAUCUUAUAUAUCGUACCAUAGGAGGAAUGCUUGACAUAACAUUUUUCGCGGGACCAACACCAGAAGAAGUCAUCCAGCAGUACCACAGUUACAUUGGUUUACCAUCCCUUCCUGCUUAUUUCGCACUUGGAUUCCAGUUUUGUCGAUAUGGGUACAAAAAUUUGUUGGAAAUGAAGGAAACAAUUGAGAGAAUUCGAAAUGCUAAAAUACCAAUCGAUGUUGCCUAUGCGGAUAUCGAUUACAUGGAACGAUACAAAGAUUUUACUAUCAGCGAGGUCGCAGUUCAAAUUGUGUGCACAAUAAUCGAUGAUUUCAAAAAAAAAAAAAAAAAUCACCGCAUUCCUACGAACUGUAUAGCGUUUUCAUACAGUUCACGUGAAGGAUCAUAUAGCAGUAUUUUAUUUAAGAAAUACUGGAGAGAUUUCAAAAGUUAUGCAGAUGAGCUACACAAGCAAAACAUGCACCUUAUCCUGAUUUUUGAUCCGGCCAUAGAAGUUGAUUAUCCGAGCUUCCAGCGAGCUCUUCAAAAAAACGUGAGUUUCAUAGAAUGGGAAAAUUAUGAACAGGUGCCACAUGAAAUUCAGGACAAGUAUUCACUAACCAAAGGUACAAAGGUAAGCCGUAAGAAGUACAUUUUUUCAACGAACAGUUCGGUUUGUUGA